Molecule: messenger RNA, 216 nt
Organism: Plasmodium relictum
Lineage: Eukaryota; Apicomplexa; Aconoidasida; Haemosporida; Plasmodiidae
Product: conserved Plasmodium protein, unknown function
Exons: 2
Coding region: 1-216 (71 amino acids)
Source: RefSeq, a predicted model, not a curated record
AUGGCAAAUUCAAAUAAAGAUAAAAAUGUUCGUUUAGAAAGGCACAGCGCUGGGAAGACACCUGCUUAUGGUGAUUCAAGUGUUCGCGCAGGAACAGGAAAAUUCAAUUGGGGUACCACAACAGAUGUAGUAAUAACAGACUCAAAGCCUAUAGAUCAAAGAGAUCCAAUGUAUGACAGCGACAAUGAAAAGAAAUCUAGUGAAGAAAAAAAGUAA